Entelurus aequoreus (snake pipefish) is the source of this 5671-nucleotide messenger RNA. RefSeq lists its product as uncharacterized. The transcript has 44 exons. The record is from RefSeq and is a predicted model, not a curated record. Bases 146 to 5671 code for a protein of 1841 amino acids. NCBI's taxonomy places the organism in Eukaryota, Metazoa, Chordata, Actinopteri, Syngnathiformes, Syngnathidae.
CCCCAAUGAGGCAGUCAGCCCUUCACUUCACUUCAGAGUUGGUGGCAUUUCUGGUCUUCUAGUGCCAAGCUCUGCUAGUGAUUGGAGUUCUGUGACUUGCUUUUUUUUUUUUUGUCUGUGUGGCUUCGCUCCCACUGACUGCAGGAUGAGGAGUCUUGGGAACAUUUUGAUAUGGAGCCUGCUGGCCGCAGUGUUUCAGACUGACGCUUGGCCUAAUUUGAAAGUCAAUUCUGAGUCACGCAAAGGAUUGAAGUCUGAGUGCUUGGAUAACGUGAUGAGACUAACACUGGAUGAGGCCCUUGCUGUGGGCAACCAACUUGAAGUAGAGGCCAUCAAUGGCACACGGCACAUUGUGCUAACACCCCCCUUGGCUUCUCAAUGUGGAUACAGCAUGGAGUCUGACCCUUGGGGUAACACCAGAAUCUACACCUCGCUGAUGGGCUGCUAUGUGAACAACAAAGAUGACACCACCUUUAAUGUUGGCCUCAGACUUCAAAUGUACAGCCAGAGCGUGUCUAACGUGGUCUCCCAUGAUGUGAUGCAAACAUGCCACUACACCCGCUGGGCUGCCAGAGAGGUUCUUUGUGAGAGGAACUACAUGGAAGUGUCCCAUUACAUGGUCGCACCUGUUCAAUCUCCCAAGGGUGACGAGUACGCCACCAACGCUGCCUCUGAUGUGGAGCACGGAAUCUGGAAGAUGACCUUCCACACCCCAGAGCCGGUGGUCAUGAUGGCCGGCGAGGCCCAACAAGCGGGAUACAGCGCCAUGGCCACUCCUAACCGCCUGGUUGUGCGAAGCCCAUACAACACAGCAGAAACCUACUCUGAGGAUGUGGCUGGAGUCCCCAUGGAAAUUCUGAAGGUCAGCACCUACCACAAGACUCCUCAAGGUUUAACUGUACAAAACAUGGCAGCGGCUUGUCCUAUUGGCGGCGUCCUUUUCACCGAUGACACCAUCUCUUGGCACGUUCCUCGCCGUGUGACUCCCCUUCUGGACGGCAGCUUUAAAAUCCUGGAAAUGCACAUGGGCAUCAAUGGGCAGCGACUGGACCGACCUCAAAUGGCCGCUCGAGGCUACACUCUGUCUGCUACAGACUUUCACAUCGUCGUGGAGCUCCCUGUUGGUUGUCCUCUUGGCUACAACAAGAGCCAUGCCCCAGAUUACCAAUACCACAUUACCUACUCUGUGGAACCCAUGCUUGAGGUCCUGUGGCGGACGGAUAAGACCCAAGAAGACACCAGAUACAAGAUUUUGUUCCCCAUCACCACCCCUCUGAUGCCCAGGCCUCCCCAAGCUGUUGACUAUACAAAUGCUGAGGAGAGGUUGUUUAAUGUCAAUGUGGGGACCUUCCUUGAUGAUGUGGAGCUGAAGAACAUCACUUUCUCCAUGAACACCCUCACUCUUGAAGAGUGUGAAGCUAGAGGCUUUGUUGUGCAAGAGCACAGCCAUCCUGGUGGUACAAAGAGCUUUACUCUGCAAGUCCCUUUCGACGUCCCUGAAGUCAUGAAACACAAUCCUGAGCCCCUGGUUACAACCUACACCCUGUCUGUGGUCUUUGGCUUUAUGGUUCACCCUGAACAGAUGCUAUUUGCUCACCCUGUCAAGCUACAUGCCUCUCUGCAGGAUGUUGUUCUCCCCACAAUUACAGGCUCUUGUGAUCAGAACCUAUUCCAUGUCCAAGUCAAAUAUGGAAAUCAAGGCAAGAACUUCAACACUGUUGUCGGCUAUCAGACCAUCACCCCUGAGCUGGCCCCGGCUUUCAACUUGCAAGAGAAUGAGACCCACCUCACCCUCAUGGUGCCCUUCGAUGACAAAGUGACUGCAUUCGAGUACGUAACAUCCGACGCAGUCAGGGUCAGACUUGACAUGCUGCUUUGGGAGCCAAACAACAACUGGGUGCUUGGUGAUCUUUAUCUGUGCUGCAACUUCCCUUUGAAGACAACUGAGUGCCACCCCAAUGGAACUAUGACUGCACUGGCUGUCAAGGUGGAAUCUGUUCCCAACCUCAUUCCCAACUGGCUGACUCUAAAGGACAAAGCCUGCAAGCCAGUCUUCAGCGAUGACCGCUUUGCUUACUUCUCUUUCGGUGUCAAUUCCUGUGGAACCACAAGAUCGUUCUUUGAAAACUACAUGCUGUACCAAAACGAGAUUGGACUCUAUUACAACAACAAAGGCGCCUCCUACACAUCACCUGUAGAUCCUGAGUAUAGACAAUCCAUCUCCUGCUACUAUGCUGUCAACGAGACUCAGACUGUUGGCUUUGGCUACAAAUCUCGCAGCACUUACCCUGCAGCUGAGGUUGGCUUGGGACUCCUUGCUGUGCAAAUGAGGCUCGCUCAGGAUUCAUCCUAUGAGCUCUUCUACCAAGCUGAAGACUACCCAGUAGUGAAGUACCUGAGAGAGCCCGUGUACUAUGAGGUGGAGCUGAUGCGUACUGAUGAUCCUUACCUGGAGCUUGUCUUGGAGAACUGCUGGGCCACCGCUCAUCCAGACAGAACAUCUCUGCCCAGCUGGGAUAUUAUUGUGAACACCUGUGGUAACCAUGACGACAGCUAUGUAGCACUCUUCCACGCCGUGAUGCCUGACCAGAGAGUCACCGUCCCAUCCCACAUCAAACGCUUCUCUGUCAAGAUGUUCACCUUUACCAAAGACAACGAGGUUCUUAAAAAUGAGAUCUACGUCCACUGCGAUGCAGUGAUCUGUGACACAAACGGCCAAGCUGACGGUACCUGCAGAGGUCAGUGUAAACAUCCCAACCCCCGUAACUCUGCCUUCCAAGGACUGAAAAGGGCCCAAAGAAGCACAGAUUCAAGCCAGCGUAGACAAAUCUCAUCUGGACCAAUUAUGUUUCGCCACCAUCAGGCCAAAGCCUCCUCUUCCCUGUUGGACCUUUCCCACGAUGUCUCUGUGCCUCAGGGCUGCUCUGCAAGGACAAAGACAGUGCAGUGGUGCUUUCUUCCCGCUCUUUGUGCCAUGGCUGCCGUCUUCAAACUGGGCCUUUGUCUCCUGUUACUUGGGACUCUAGAAGCACAAGAUACACGUUCCAUAGAUAUUCAGUCAAAAUGCUUGGGAAAUAUCAUGCGUGUGGAUGUUGGUCCACUUCAAGGCAAGCGUCUUGAAGUUUCCGCUGUUGUUGGUAACUCUGCCUAUAAGCUCACACAAAGUUUGGCGACACAGUGCGGCUUCAGUCUGACCUACAACCAACAAGAAACCAUCCUGAUCUACGCCUCCAUUCAAAACUGUUUUGCUCAAAAUACGGGGGAUUCAUUCAGGACUGUGUUAAACCUCAGACUCUACGGCAACCAAAUGGUUCAAGAAGAGGUGUACCAGGUGGCUGAAACCUGCAGCUAUGGCGCGCCCGCCUUCAGGGAAAUAAUCUGUGACCGCAACUAUAUGGAGGUGUCCGUGAAAAGGGUCGUUUCAGAUGAUUACGCCCUGCCAGGGACCGCCCCCAGCUUUGCUGAGCCUCGGCGAGCUGCUGAGACUCUGAUGGACCCCGGAUACAAAAUCUCCACGCUGAUUUUAAACACCCCCGAGGAGAAAAAGAUGAGUCUGAUGGAGGCCCAGAAGCACGGCUACAGGGUCGCAAAGACGCCAACGAGACUCGUCCUGCGAAGCUCCAAGUCCGCGCCUGACACCUACAUCCAACACGUCGCGGGUGUGCCCAUGUCUGUGCUGCAAACCACCACCGUCUUCAAAAAGAAGUGGCUCACAACUGAAAUUGACGCAGCAGCUGCUUGCCCUACCCUUGAAGGUAGUGUCUACAUCACAGAAGACCUGAUCAGCUGGUUCCUGCCCACCCGUAUCGACCCGCUCAUUUCCUCCGACCAAGUCCGACUCCAGGAGGUGCACAUGGGCAUCGACGGAAUGCGGCUGGACGCCGCCGAGGUGUCCGCUCGGGGCUACAACUUGACUGUCGACCACAUGUACAUCGUGGUGCAUAUUCCCAUCAGGGCGCCAGGUGGUUUCUUAAAGAGUCUUGUCCUGAAGGAUCAGUACUUGGUCUGCUUUGUGAUCGAGCCCAUGCUUGAGUUGCUGUGGACUGACGCAACCAAUAAGGACACGCGCUACAAAGUCCUCCUCCCCAUCAGGACACCGCCCGUUUCCCACUCCGUGCACGUGCAGGACAACACUGUUGCAGAGCAGAAGGCCUUCAAAGUCACUCUCGGGCCCUUCGCGCCGGAUGUGGUUUUACGCAACAUCACCUUCGUCGGGGAGGUCUUGUCGGCGGCGGACUCCAGCGUGCGAGGCUUUGACCUGCACGAGCAUCACGCUCAAGACAGCGGAUUGAAGUUCUUCUCGCUCAAAGUGCCUUUCGAUGACAAAGUUGUCCUACAGAAGAAAGACAUGGGCUACGUGGUCUACUCGCUACAACUGACUUUCGGCCUGGUGGUCCUGCCAGACUAUGCACCACUUUCUUACUCCGCUUAUCUGGAAGCAAAAUUGGCUGUCAUGGCCACAGUCCAACCUUACAUCAGCGGCGCCUGCGACUCCCAGGACUUCUACAUUCUUGUGCAGUACGGAACCCAAGGCUCCAACUUCCAAACGACUAUUGGAAUGCGCCCGUUGACGCAGACCUUGGCUGAGGAAUAUGGCUUCACGGAGAACGGAACCCACUUCAGGGUUGUGGUGCCCUUCACAUCGCAGGAUGUUGUCUUUGAGGCCAUCGAUGAGUUGUUCAUCAAAGGCCGACUUGAUGUCGGCUUGCAAAAUCGAGAUACCAGGAAGAAAAUGAAAGACUUCACUCUGACUUGUAGUUUCCCCGUCACACUAAUCGAGUGUUUACCCAAUGGAACCAUGACUGCUCUGGCGGUCAAACUGGAGUCUGUUCCCAGUCUGAACCCCCGUCAGCUGACCCUCAGGGACCCCACCUGUCGUCCAUCCUACAGCAACGACCGCUAUGCUUAUUUUGUCUUCACCGCCAAGACAUGUGGAACCACCAGAAAGUUUUUGGCCAACGAAAUGCUCUAUGAGAAUGAAAUCUCUCUGCCGGAUGUGCUUGUACAAAGUGGACGCGCCAACCCAGAAGAGCCGGCGUAUGAUUUGAAGGUUUCCUGCUCCUACGACGUCAACACAAGUCGCGCCAUGACCUUUCAAACCAGGCCUCGCAGGAACGGCCCGUAUGCAGAAAACGCAAAAGGCGAGCGGCAAGUGAAGCUGAGGCUCGCUAAAGAUGACUCGUUCAAGGCAUUUUACGGCGCCUCGGACUAUCCCGUAUCAAAGUACCUGCAGCCGCUGUAUUUCGAGGUGGAACUCGUGAGGUGGACAACCCCUGAAGUGUCACUGGAGCUGGAGAACUGCUGGGCCACCGAGAACAAGGACGGGACCUCUCUGCCCAGAUGGAAUCUGAUCAUAAACGGCUGUGCAAACCCUACUAAUCCACACCGGGUCGUCUCCCACCCUGUGUGGAAAGAUGCCAGAGUGACUUACCCGGCCCACGUCAAGCGCUUUGAGGUCCAAAUGUUUGUUUUUGCCCAAGACCAGGAUACCUUAAAGAAGCAGCUUUAUGUCCACUGUGACCUGGAGAUCUGUGACCCCCGAAACAGUUUGAGCGAAGCUUGCAGGAAGAGGUGGUGUUCCAGCCAGGGUUACCUGCUCGAAGAACAAAGACGUGCCACUUCUGAUGUCGGCCUCAGACAUGUCUCUUCUGGAUGCAUACUCCUAAACUGA